Messenger RNA from Equus quagga, 7013 nucleotides. It is a transcript of the gene TNKS, whose product is annotated as tankyrase. Gene Ontology annotation, molecular function: protein binding; NAD+ poly-ADP-ribosyltransferase activity. The record is from RefSeq and is a predicted model, not a curated record. The transcript has 27 exons. Bases 712 to 4695 code for a protein of 1327 amino acids. Lineage: Eukaryota; Metazoa; Chordata; Mammalia; Perissodactyla; Equidae. Gene Ontology annotation, cellular component: nucleus; cytoplasm.
UUUACGUAGUUAGUGAAUGGCAAAGCUUGAAUUCCAGUCUUGGCAAUCUGAACCACUAUUUUAAAAUGGAGUAUUAACAAAGCACACAGAGUGAGAAAACUUAUAGCGAGGGGACAUUAGAGACCAAGGGAAUAUCUUGAGGGGGGCAGUGAGGGGGAGACCGGGGACUGCAUUUAAAACAAUUACCAAUGGGCUAAAUAUAGUUAUGUUGUAUUAACGGUCAGAGCGCUUUGUAUUUAUUAGAUCAUUUAAUUCCGCUAACAAUUCUGUGAGGACAAUUUUCAGACGAGGACACUUGAUAGGUGAUAAACGAUACCUUCUCUUCUUGCACUGAGAUACAUCUCAAUAGCUGGCUCUGGAGCAAGAUGAGGAAGACUGAAGGAGACUUGGCAACAGAACGGACCACGGCAAGGUAAGCAAGUUGAAAACGAGAAAUGCAGGAAGUUUCCUAUUUAGGCAGAGGCUACUUCCAGCUUUCAAAUCUCCCCAGCCGGCCCGCCAAGGCGUCACAAAGCCCGCCCCCCAGUCACAAAGCCACGCCCCCUUCCGUGGCCGUUCUCUGAGCUCCCAAUACUUCCCUCCUUCUCUCUGACUCCUCCCACUCCGCCCAGCAUCAUUUCCUGUGCGCUGGGUGCUGAUUGGUUCAGCGCUCGGAAGUGAGGGCGGGCGGUGGGGCCGUUGCCGCAGUGACAGUGCUGGGGGAGUCCGAAGAUGGCGGCGUCGCGUCGCUCUCAGCAUCAUCACCACCAUCAUCAACAACAGCUCCAGCCCGCCCCAGGGGCUUCGGCGCCGCCGCCGCCACCUCCCCCGCCCCUCAGCCCCGGCCUGGCCCCCGGGACCACCCCAGCCUCCCCCACGGCGGGUGGCCUGGCCCCCUUCGCGUCCCCGCGGCACGGCCUAGCGCUGCCGGAGGGGGAUGGCAGUCGGGAUCCGCCCGACAGGCCCCGAUCCCCGGACCCGGUUGACAGUACCAGCUGUUGCAGUACCACCAGCACAAUCUGUACCGUCGCCGCCGCUCCCGUGGUCCCGGCGGUUUCUGCUGCAUCUGCCGUCGGGGUCGCUCCCAACCCAGCCGGCAGUGGUAGUAACAAUUCACCGUCGUCCUCUUCUUCCCCGACUUCUUCCUCCUCUUCCUCUCCAUCCUCCCCUGGAUCCAGCUUGGCGGAGAGCCCCGAGGCGGCCGGAGUUAGCGCCCCAGCAACCUUGGGGCCUGGGACCGCGGGACCUGGGCCAGGGGUCCCGGCAGUGAGCGGGGCCCUACGGGAACUGUUGGAGGCCUGUCGCAAUGGGGACGUGUCCCGGGUAAAGAGGCUGGUGGACGCGGCAAACGUGAAUGCUAAGGACAUGGCCGGCCGGAAGUCUUCUCCCCUGCACUUCGCUGCAGGUUUUGGAAGGAAGGAUGUUGUAGAACACUUACUACAGAUGGGUGCUAAUGUUCAUGCUCGUGACGAUGGCGGUCUCAUCCCACUUCAUAAUGCCUGUUCUUUUGGCCAUGCUGAAGUUGUGAGUCUGUUACUGUGCCAAGGAGCCGAUCCGAAUGCCAGGGAUAACUGGAACUAUACCCCUCUGCAUGAAGCUGCUAUUAAAGGGAAAAUCGAUGUAUGUAUUGUGCUGCUGCAGCACGGAGCGGAUCCGAACAUUCGGAACACUGACGGGAAGUCAGCCCUGGACCUGGCCGACCCCUCAGCCAAAGCUGUCCUCACAGGUGAAUACAAGAAAGACGAACUCCUAGAAGCUGCUAGGAGUGGUAAUGAAGAAAAACUAAUGGCUUUACUGACUCCUCUAAAUGUGAAUUGCCAUGCAAGUGAUGGGCGAAAGUCUACUCCUUUACACCUGGCUGCAGGCUACAACAGAGUUCGGAUAGUUCAGCUUCUUCUGCAGCAUGGUGCUGAUGUUCAUGCUAAAGACAAAGGUGGACUUGUACCUCUUCAUAAUGCAUGUUCGUAUGGACAUUAUGAAGUUACAGAACUGCUACUAAAGCAUGGAGCUUGUGUUAAUGCCAUGGAUCUCUGGCAGUUUACUCCACUUCAUGAGGCUGCUUCCAAGAAUCGUGUAGAAGUCUGCUCUUUGUUACUUAGCCAUGGUGCCGAUCCUACAUUAGUCAACUGCCAUGGCAAAAGUGCUGUGGAUAUGGCUCCAACGCCUGAGCUCCGGGAGAGACUGACUUAUGAGUUUAAAGGUCAUUCUUUACUACAAGCAGCCAGAGAAGCAGACCUAGCCAAAGUUAAAAAAACACUUGCUUUGGAAAUCAUUAAUUUCAAACAGCCACAGUCUCAUGAAACUGCCCUGCACUGUGCUGUGGCCUCUCUGCACCCCAAACGAAAACAAGUGACAGAAUUGUUACUUAGAAAAGGAGCAAAUGUUAAUGAAAAAAAUAAAGAUUUCAUGACUCCCCUGCAUGUGGCAGCAGAAAGAGCUCACAAUGAUGUCAUGGAAGUGCUGCAUAAGCAUGGAGCAAAGAUGAACGCGUUGGACACUCUUGGUCAGACUGCUUUGCACAGAGCUGCCCUAGCGGGUCACCUGCAGACCUGCCGCCUCCUGCUGAGUUACGGCUCAGACCCCUCCAUCAUCUCCUUACAAGGCUUUACAGCAGCGCAGAUGGGAAACGAAGCAGUGCAGCAGAUUCUGAGCGAAAGUACACCUAUACGCACUUCUGAUGUUGACUAUCGACUCUUAGAGGCAUCGAAAGCUGGAGACUUAGAAACUGUGAAGCAACUUUGCAGCCCUCAGAAUGUGAAUUGCAGAGACCUCGAGGGCCGGCAUUCUACGCCCUUACACUUUGCAGCAGGCUAUAAUCGCGUGUCUGUCGUGGAGUACCUGCUCCACCAUGGGGCCGAUGUCCAUGCCAAAGACAAAGGUGGCUUGGUACCCCUUCAUAAUGCUUGUUCAUACGGACACUAUGAGGUGGCUGAGCUUUUAGUAAGGCACGGGGCUUCUGUCAAUGUGGCGGACUUGUGGAAAUUUACCCCUCUACAUGAAGCAGCAGCUAAAGGAAAAUAUGAAAUCUGCAAGCUCCUUUUAAAACAUGGAGCAGAUCCAACUAAAAAGAACAGAGAUGGAAAUACACCUUUAGAUUUGGUGAAAGAAGGAGACACAGAUAUUCAGGACUUGCUGAGAGGAGAUGCUGCCUUGUUGGACGCUGCCAAGAAGGGCUGCCUCGCCAGAGUGCAGAAGCUCUGUACCCCAGAGAAUAUCAACUGCAGAGACACCCAGGGCAGAAACUCAACCCCUCUGCACCUGGCAGCAGGCUACAACAACCUGGAAGUAGCUGAAUAUCUUCUAGAGCAUGGAGCCGAUGUUAAUGCCCAAGAUAAAGGUGGUUUAAUUCCUCUUCACAAUGCAGCAUCUUAUGGGCAUGUGGACAUAGCAGCAUUGUUGAUAAAAUACAACACAUGUGUAAAUGCAACAGAUAAGUGGGCAUUUACUCCUCUUCAUGAAGCAGCCCAAAAAGGAAGGACACAGUUAUGUGCUCUACUCCUAGCACAUGGUGCAGAUCCAACCAUGAAGAACCAGGAAGGUCAGACACCUUUAGAUCUGGCAACAGCUGACGAUAUCAGAGCUUUGCUGAUAGAUGCCAUGCCCCCAGAGGCCUUACCCACCUGUUUCAAACCUCAGGCUACCGUGGUGAGUGCCUCUCUGAUCUCACCAGCAUCCACCCCUUCCUGCCUGUCCGCCGCCAGCAGCAUCGAUAACCUCACUGGCCCUUUAGCAGAACUGGCAGUUGGAGGAGCGUCCAACACAGGGGAUGGUGCAGCGGGCACAGAAAGGAAGGAAGGAGAAGUUGCGGGUCUUGACAUGAAUAUCAGCCAGUUCCUGAAAAGCCUGGGUCUUGAACACCUUCGGGACAUCUUUGAAACAGAACAGAUUACUCUAGAUGUAUUGGCUGAUAUGGGUCAUGAAGAGUUGAAAGAAAUAGGCAUUAAUGCAUAUGGACACCGCCACAAAUUAAUCAAAGGAGUGGAAAGACUGUUAGGUGGGCAACAAGGCACCAAUCCUUAUUUGACUUUUCACUGUGUUAAUCAGGGAACUAUUUUGCUGGAUCUUGCUCCAGAAGAUAAGGAAUAUCAGUCAGUAGAAGAAGAGAUGCAAAGUACAAUUCGAGAACACAGAGAUGGUGGUAACGCUGGCGGCAUCUUCAACAGAUAUAAUGUCAUUCGAAUUCAAAAAGUUGUCAACAAGAAGUUAAGGGAGCGGUUCUGUCACAGACAAAAGGAAGUAUCUGAGGAGAAUCAUAACCAUCACAAUGAGCGCAUGCUAUUUCAUGGUUCUCCUUUCAUUAAUGCCAUUAUUCAUAAAGGGUUUGAUGAGCGACAUGCUUACAUAGGAGGAAUGUUUGGUGCUGGGAUUUAUUUUGCUGAAAACUCCUCUAAAAGCAACCAGUAUGUUUAUGGAAUUGGAGGAGGAACAGGCUGCCCCACGCACAAAGAUCGGUCGUGUUAUAUAUGUCACAGACAAAUGCUUUUCUGUAGAGUGACCCUUGGAAAAUCCUUUCUACAAUUCAGCACCAUGAAAAUGGCUCAUGCCCCUCCAGGACAUCACUCAGUUAUCGGGAGACCAAGUGUGAAUGGGCUGGCAUAUGCUGAGUAUGUCAUCUACAGAGGAGAACAGGCAUACCCAGAGUAUCUCAUCACAUACCAGAUCAUGAAGCCGGAAGCUCCUUCCCAGACCGCAACAGCCGCAGAGCAGAAGACCUAGUGAAUGCCCACUGGUGAAGGCCAGGUCGGAUUAGAAGCUGGGACUGGAUUACAGUGGAUUGUUUCCAACAAAAUCAAUAUUCUCGAAAUCCCUGACAGCCUAGAAAUAAGCUGUUUGUCUUUUAUAAAGCAUUGCUAUAGUGAUGAAAAUAGUAUGAGUAACUGAUACAUACUCAACUGCUACUGUUCCCUUUGAGGAAAUGUUUACAGGGGCGGCCUUUGAACAUAUCUCAGGCUCAUUUUCAUUGCAGUUAUCCAUUUCUGAAACAAGAUUGCUUUGAUCUAGACUUGGAAAUGGAAAAAAAGAAGACAUAACCAGUGCUUUCCCAGAUGUUCACAAUUCACACACUACAUUUGCUUUGUUAUAUAUGGCGCUUGUAUAGAACAAAUAUACACAUACUACAGGCUCGUUUUUAGUUUUGUCUAAACAUGCAUCAUUGGCUUUUUUUCCCUUUUUUUGGCUUACUUUGAAAAUGAGCCAGAGCCUUCUUGAGGACAUUUUGCACAAAGUCACACUGACUAAAAUCAUUAGCAAUGCAACCCAAGCUUCUGGCUGAGCAAGACUUAGUUUCCGCUUUUUUUUCACUUCAUUUUGUAGCCGCACUUAUCAACGUAAAGUGAGAUGGAAAGGAAAAACAUCAACUUUUGGUUUCUUUUUGUGAAUUGGCCAGUCUUACAAGGGAAAGGCAGAAACGUGAACCUGACUUAGGAGCUCCCAAGUUCAGAAAAGUCAAAGCCGACGGGGGCCACUUGCUCUUUCCCAUACAAGCCCGCUUCAGAGGCGUCAGGUCAGUGCUGGAGGCCCAGGAAGAGCACAGCAGGAAAGGUGUGAGGGAUGCCGGUGACGUUUGGAGGUGAAACACCCGGGGGGCUGCGGAGGAGCCUCGAGAGGACGUGAGGAGCGUGUGGUUCUAUAAAACCGCAGCAGGGAAGGAUUGCGGGAGCUCCUCAGAGAAAAACGCUUCUCUUCACUUAAUCCGUACCACCAGAAUUGUCGCCCCCAAAAUUUGCCUUAUUUCCAAGUUCAGUGGAAUCAUUGUACUUCAUUAAAGUUACAAAAAUAUUGCUUUAUUGUUUCUCUAGUUUGGAAAGCUAGGAUUCAAGUCCUAUUUAGGAGAUAGGUAUACACAAAGGCAGGAACUUUUUUGUUUAUUCAGUUGGGGUUUAUUUUGAGCGAGGUGCUUCAAAUAGUUUAUGUAGGCCCCUGCACUAAACUUGUGAACCAUUUCUUCAAACUGCUUAAGAGACAAGGAGAACAAAAAGUGAAACCAAAGCUCCUUCAGUUAUUUUUUAAAUGAAGGUGAAGUACCAUGCUGUUUCUUCGUGAAACAGUGUUUUUUCUUUUGUUUGUUUUGAUCACCAUUUGCCAAGUGCACAUUGACCCUGUAAAGAAGUAUCCCUUGCAGUCCUUACACUUGCCCUUUUCACCUUAACUGAUGUUGAAUUGAGUGCAUUAAUUUGUUUACUUCCACAUGCUGUGCAUCUACUCAGCUUUGAAGCAAAAGUAAUAUAAAUGUGGUGAAAAAAAGAAAAAACAGUGUGACACAAACUUGCCAUUUCAACUUAAAGUCCUGAAAACUAAUUUGUUCCGUUUUUUAAUGCAGGUUGAUUAAGCUGUGACCUCAUUUAAUCUCCUAAAGAAAAAUAAAAUGGUUACAUGCAAAAAUUCUAGACUAGGCUCUUAACAUAUUCAGUUUGCUUUCUUUGGGGCUUCAGUCAAUGCUAGACCUAGGCAUCGGGAGCUGGUUUGAGUUUUAUAGCUGAAUCUUGCAUGGGUCCUCAAAAUUAAAUCAAGAAUUAGCCUCAGUUUUUGCUUCUAUUGAAGUUUUAGUGACCCAAGCUGGGUGUUUGUGUCUUGGCUACUUGUUUAAUAGCACUAGAAUUCCAUGCGAAGCUGCGAAGUGUGAUGUUCAUUAAGAGGGCUUUUUUCCUCCUUUCCUUCUUUUUUGCUGUGUGUAACAAUGGGUUGAAGGAUUUGGCAUCUCUGUAGUUACCAGUAGCUGUGAAAGUGUAUGUUACUUGCCUCCCCACUUAGAUAUAGUUUAAAAUGGUAAACACAGCUGUGAUUUUUACUUAUGUAAAAGGUUAAUACGGUAUAGAUAUGGAAAGCUUUAAAGCUUCAUUAAAAAGAUAAGCCACUCCCCGACUGUGGUUAUAUGUUGUUUCCAUCAUCCUGACUAGAUUAAUGGACAUGCCAGUUUUAAACUUCAGCCUUACACUUGAGAAGUUAAACUGUGGUUCAAUAUUUAAACUGCCAAUGUUAUGUAUCUAAUCUGUUAUGUUCUGUGUGCCGAGUAAAGGUACUGUGUAAGGAAGACA